Molecule: messenger RNA, 1289 nt
Organism: Aphanomyces astaci
Lineage: Eukaryota; Oomycota; Saprolegniomycetes; Saprolegniales; Verrucalvaceae
Exons: 5
Coding region: 29-1276 (415 amino acids)
Biological process (GO): microtubule polymerization; positive regulation of protein polymerization; microtubule bundle formation
Cellular component (GO): microtubule
Molecular function (GO): tubulin binding
Source: RefSeq, a predicted model, not a curated record
CUUUGUUGCAACACCUGUGCUCGAGACCAUGGAGCGAGACGACUUCACCCCGCUCACGUUUGACCGACCGAUUCCAAUCGUGCUUGUAAAUGCAGCCCCAGGCGAGCGUACGUUUGACCCAAACGACCCCCAUUACCUGUACCAAGAGCGUAAAAAGUCUCGAAUCCUGCAGCGCUCCAUGUCUGUGGCAGAUGUCGAGUCCCCCCCGCCCCCCCCUCCUGCCGUGGUGCUCCAAGGCGACACCAACGACCCACACACGUUACUCCGCGCUGUGUUUCAGUACUAUUGUCGGUUUGGGCGAACCAGUACCCAAGGCUGCAGCACAGACGUAACCCUUGACAAUGUGAACUUUGCCAAGUUUUGCCGCGAUUGCCCCCACUUGAUUGGACCAUCGUUUACCUUGGUCGACGUGGAUUUGACCUUUUGCAAAGUGAAACUCAAACGAGAACGACGGAUCACAUACGCCAUGUUCUUAGAGGCGAUGGGAAUAAUGGCGUUGAAAAAGUACCCGAACCUGGCGUUGGAGGUUGCCGUCCCAAAGUUGCUUCAGGAGCAUAUCGCAACCCUUCCAUGCCUUCGACCAGGCUCCAGCUCGCCCAAUCGAGCGUCAGUCGUAUGCCGAGUCACCCCCAGCCCUCCAAAGUCCCCCCUUCGCAGCCCUCUUUCGACGUUGAAUCAUGGCCAACAAUUGGACCCACCCAACACUGUCAUUACGCUGGAAAAGACACAGCUGUCGCUGGAACAAUACCAGCGCCAAGUGCACAUGGUGAACACAUUGUCGCGCGUCAACAGUGCAUCGCAGGCUGAAGUGCAGGACUUGGAAGACCGCAUCAAGUUUUGCUACAUGCUGCAAGACGAGGUGGCCGAGCUGGUUUCCGACCUGCCCCGGGGGUACGAAGCCUACCGUCGCAUAUGCAAAGAAGUGGAAAUCCUCUCGGCCAACUUGGAAGCUUCAGUCAAGUACAUGGCCAAAGUGCACUUGCAUCGUAGCGGGGUGGUCGUGGCUGAAGAUUCACCCCGUAAGCGCGAAAACGCCGCAUUGAACAAACUUUUCCCCCAUGGCAUGGCCCCUGGCAUUCAAGAAACCAUGAAGCAAAUCAUGCAAGCCGAGCACGAUCGUGUUCGGUUUAAAGACGCCAAGCGACCUGUGGAUGAUAAGGACGACGAUGGCGACGACGCCGACAGCUUUCGCCCGAGCGAGUUCAGCGACCUUUGUCUCGGCCAUAUGGAAGACACUGCCCACAGUACAUGGCAACCCGACGAGGAUUCGUUUUAACAACAUGACCCCC